This is a messenger RNA of Hippoglossus stenolepis (Pacific halibut), 1676 nucleotides long. RefSeq names its product electron transfer flavoprotein subunit alpha (gene etfa). Gene Ontology annotation, cellular component: mitochondrion. Lineage: Eukaryota; Metazoa; Chordata; Actinopteri; Pleuronectiformes; Pleuronectidae. Gene Ontology annotation, molecular function: electron transfer activity; flavin adenine dinucleotide binding. Bases 106 to 1107 code for a protein of 333 amino acids. The transcript has 12 exons. The record is from RefSeq and is a predicted model, not a curated record.
AGUUACCGUCUUCUCUCGCGAGAGGUCACCACAGACGUCAGAUCACCUUUGGCACAGUUUGGUCUGAGCUGCUGUUUCUCUGAGGAGCAGAAAGCAGCGUCCAACAUGAACCGAGCCUUGAACAAGACGAGCCUGAGGCAGCUGACUGGUCUCCUUCAGAGGUUUCAAAGCACCUUGGUGGUUGCAGAGCACAACAAUGACAAGCUGACGCCCAUCACGCUCAACGCCAUCACAGCUGCCAGUCAGCUGGGGGGAGAGGUGUCCUGUCUGGUCGCUGGAACAGACUGUGCUAAGGUUGUGGCGCAAAUCAGCACAGUCCAAGGUGUGAAGAAGAUUCUGGUGGCCCAACAUGACUCCUAUAAAGGUUCCUUGCCAGAGGAGUUGACUCCACUAAUCUUGGCCAUACAAAAACAGUUCAGCUUCACCCACAUCUGUGCUGGUGCCUCUGCCUUUGGAAAGAACCUGCUUCCCAGAGUGGCUGCCAAGUUGGAUGUCGCCCCAGUGUCAGAUAUCAUUGAGAUCAAGUCUCCAGACACUUUUGUCAGAACCAUUUAUGCAGGAAAUGCUCUCUGCACUGUGAAAUGUAAUGAGGCAGUCAAGGUCUUCACCGUCAGAGGGACGUCCUUUGAGGCAGCGGAAACAGAGGGAGGAAGUGCCUCAUCAGAAGAUGUUGCUGCGUCCUCACCCGCUGGAGUGUCUGAGUGGCUGGAACAGUGUCUGACAAAGAGCGACCGCCCAGAGCUGACAAGCGCUAAGGUUGUGGUGUCAGGAGGCAGGGGCUUGAAGAGCGGGGACAAUUUCAAGCUGCUUUAUGACCUUGCUGACAAAAUGAAUGCUGCAGUUGGUGCAUCCAGAGCUGCAGUGGAUGCUGGGUAUGUCCCGAACGACAUGCAGGUUGGACAGACUGGAAAAAUUGUUGCACCAGACUUGUACAUCGCUGUCGGUAUCUCUGGAGCCAUUCAACAUCUGGCUGGAAUGAAAGAUAGCAAGACUAUUGUUGCUAUCAACAAAGACCCGGAGGCUCCCAUUUUCCAGGUGGCUGACUAUGGCUUGGUGGCUGAUCUUUUCAAGGCUGUUCCUGAGAUGACGGAGGCUCUGAGCAAGUGAUGGGAAACAAGCCGAAACAAAGGUUGAACUAAAACUUCCAGUGCACAGCUGGGGGAGUGACCACAGGAUGUUACAGCCGCUGGUGCUGUGAGUGUCUGCGUGUGGAAAUAAAAGCCUCAACAUCUCUACCUGGCAAACACUCAAUAUGGAAUUAAUUGAGUUUAAUAUUAAAGUUUUAUACAAGCUCUAUACAAGUACCUGUAAAUAAGCUUGUACUCACCUUUGGCAAGAGUUUAUUUUGUGCCUCCAGUAGUCCACAUGUUGUAAUUUGUUUCAUUUUUAAGGUAAAGGAAUGGACAUCUUCAAUAAUGCUUACCUUCUCUUUUCGGAUGUGUGACCAUGUAAAGUAGUUUGGCUGUAAGAUGUAGCUGCUCACACUGCGGAUGUAAUUAUUGAGAUGCUCUUGGAAAAUGAUUGUAUUAAAUUGACAAGUAAUAACCAGCUCUCUUAUUUUGCCAUGACGUCCCCUUUAUUGGGUUUGUAAUGUAAUGCCCUCUGUCCAUGAUGGAGAUAGAAAAUGCAAUAAACGGGGAUAGUUUGCAAUGUUUAAGUGGCAAAUCCUGAAGGUU